Scleropages formosus (Asian bonytongue) is the source of this 2940-nucleotide messenger RNA. Its product is annotated as transcription factor SOX-6-like. Lineage: Eukaryota; Metazoa; Chordata; Actinopteri; Osteoglossiformes; Osteoglossidae. The record is from RefSeq and is a predicted model, not a curated record. Bases 447 to 2747 code for a protein of 766 amino acids. The transcript has 16 exons. Gene Ontology annotation, biological process: regulation of transcription by RNA polymerase II; positive regulation of chondrocyte differentiation; cell fate commitment. Gene Ontology annotation, molecular function: DNA-binding transcription factor activity, RNA polymerase II-specific; RNA polymerase II cis-regulatory region sequence-specific DNA binding. Gene Ontology annotation, cellular component: nucleus.
CGGGAAAUGCUUUGAAUACUUGCGACAUGGCCGCUCACGUUGAUCUGCAGCACUGACAGCGCCGUGGCCGUCGCGAGCCGGAGGGACGAACAAGCGGAAGGCGCGCGGACGCACGCGGACACGCGGCAGCGCAGCGAUCGCACAGCUGCUCGCACUUUGCUCAGUGAAAACUCCGCGCAGGAGCCGGACUCCCUCCUCCAUGGCCCCUGGAAGCAGCAGCAGCAGCAGCAGCACCGCCACCAGCAGCUCCUAGCUCUCUAACACUCGUCGUAAAACAGUCAUCUUUAUUAUUUUGUAGAUAUUAAUCAGUCGGGAUUCCUCGCGGAUCGGCGCUCCUCCGCAGCCCUCUCUGUCCUGCUCCGUCCAGGUCAUUUUCAUGAAUUCAAAAUCAACUCACCAGUGAUCAAAAGGGUGUCGGGGCCGAAAUCUUUCGUUUUUUCAGAGCAAUGUCUUCCAAACAAGCCACCUCUCCGCUCACCCCCACCACCGAUGGAGAGGAGGCCAUGAGCCAAGAGCGCUUGCCCUGGGAGAAGGAAGAGAGCGUGGACCCCCACGGUGGACCCCAGCUGCCCCUGCAUGGCCUUCUGCAGGGCAAAGCCCACCCUGAUGAGCUGUCCGCCAUCAACUGCAUCCCACCCGAGUCCCACUGGGACGGCAUGGUGUCGGCCCAGCAGCGCAUGGAAUCUGACAGCAAUAAGGUGUGUUCCCUCUACUCGUUCCGGAAUAACUCUACCUCACCGCACAAGCCCGAGGAGGGGGCCCGAGAGCGAGCGGAACUGCUGGGGGGGUGCACCUUCGGCACGCCCGAGCGCCGCAAGGGAAGCCUGGCCGAUGUGGUGGACUCGCUGAAGCAGAAGAAGCUUGAAGAGAUGACAAAGACAGAGCAGGACGAAUCCUCCUGCAUGGAAAAACUGCUCUCGAAAGACUGGAAGGAAAAAAUGGAGAGAUUCAACACGACUGAUCUUCUCGGGGAUGUCAAAGGCACCCCCGAGAGCCUCGCGGAGAAGGAGCGCCAGCUCUCCACCAUGAUCACCCAGCUGAUCGGCCUGCGCGAGCAGCUCCUGGCCGCCCAUGAUGAGCAGAAGAGGAUGGCCGCCUCGCAGAUGGACAAGCAGAGGCAGCAGAUGGAGCUGGCCAGGCAGCAGCAGGAGCAGAUCGCCAGACAACAGCAGCAGCUCCUGCAGCAGCAGCACAAAAUCAACCUCCUACAGCAGCAGAUUCAGCAGGUCCAGGGUCACAUGCCUCCCCUCAUGAUCCCUGUCUUUCCACACGACCAGCGCACUCUGGCAGCGGCUGCUGCAGCCCAGCAAGGCUUCCUCUUCCCCCCUGGAAUCACCUACAAGCCAGGUGACAACUACCCCGUGCAGUUCAUUCCGUCGACGAUGGCAGCCGCUGCCGCCUCUGGACUCAACCCGCUCCAGCUCCAGCAACUUUAUGCCGCCCAGCUGGCCAGCAUGCAGGUCUCCCCCGGUGCCAAGAUGCCCUCUCUCCCACAGCCACCCAACUCAUCCGGGCCCAUCUCGCCCACUGGCCUUAAGAGCGAGAAGAGAUCCUCCAGUCCUGUCAGUCAGGUUAAGGAUGAGGGAACGCAGCCUCUCAAUCUCUCCUCACGGCCCAAGACAGCAGAGUCGGUCAAGUCACCCACGUCCCCCCCACACAGCCUGUUCCCCGGCAGCAAAGGCAGCCCCAGCAGCCUGUCCUCGAAGAGCGCCAUCCCGAGCCCCAUUGGAGGCAGUCUGGCCAGGGGUUCUUCUCUUGACAUCUUAUCCAGCCUGAACUCGACGGCGCUCUUUGGGGACCAGGAUGCUGUGAUGAAAGCCAUCCAGGAGGCCCGCAAGAUCCGAGAGCAGAUCCAGCGGGAGCAGCUGCAGCACUCUGCGCACAGCGUGGACGGCAAGCUGGGGGGUCUCGGCAUGAGCCUCAACAACGGCAGGGGCGACAAGGAGAGAGCACACUUCGAGGGCUUGGGCUCCCACUUGGGGAAGCUGGGCGAAGAUGGGAAGCUGAGUCACAGGGUCAUCGACCUCACCAGGCCUGAAGACCUCGACGGGGGCACCAGCACAGUCGAGGCGCGUGUCUUCAGGGAAACGCGAGGAAGGAACAGUAACGAACCCCACAUCAAGCGGCCAAUGAAUGCCUUCAUGGUCUGGGCAAAGGACGAGCGACGGAAGAUCCUCCAAGCCUUCCCAGACAUGCACAACUCCAACAUCAGCAAAAUCCUUGGCUCCCGUUGGAAGGCCAUGAGCAACCAGGAGAAGCAACCCUACUAUGAGGAGCAGGCGCGGCUCAGCAAGAUCCACUUGGAGAAGUACCCCAACUACAAGUACAAGCCCCGCCCCAAGCGUACCUGCAUCAUCGACGGCAAGAAGCUGCGCAUCGGCGAGUACAAACAGAUGAUGCGCUCGCGGAGGCAGGAGAUGAGGCAGUUCUUCACUGUGGGGCAGGGACCCCAGAUCCCCAUCAGCUCCAGUGGAGGCCUGGUGUACCCCAACCCCAUGGGCAUGGCCGGCACCACGCCCUCCCCGCAGAUGACGUCGGACUGCUCGAGCGCGUCGGCCAGCCCCGAACCCACCGUCCCGGUCAUCCAGAGUACCUACGGCAUGAAAGUGGAGCCUAGCGACACGCUGGCCUCUGGGGACACCGUCAACGGCAAUGACGACAUGGACUUGUACGAGGACUUCGAGGAGGAGCCCAAAUCGGACUACAGCAGUGAAAAUGAGACACAGGAGGUGGUCAGCGCCAACUGAGAAGCCAACCCCCCGUUCCACCCCGACGCCCUAUGCCAAUCCAACAGGUGGUCCACGCCAUGCUGGAGAGGACAGAGGGAGACACUCGGAGGACGACAGAGAUCUUUUCUGGACGUAUUCUUCAGGAGCUUGCAUGCCUGUGUGGCUCCCACCAAUUCAACAAAUAUUUGUCUUAAAUGUUUCUUAACGUGUG